UCAAUAUUUACUCAGUGUUAAAAGCAUGUGGCAUACUGAAGCAUAAAUCAGUAUAUAUAUUUUCUCAUAUAUAUUUUAAAAUUCUAUUAAAACUACGCAAUGGGAAAGAUAAAGUUUAAUACGGCGCACUCGGGAGUCGAGCUGCAUCGUUUGCUGCAUUCGAAACUAAAGCCAAGUCUUCCGGCCCGGAAGUCCUCCAUAACACUGAUACUGCAAGAGAGCAAGCGGCGCAGUAUUAAAUUAUUAGGAAAUAUGAAAAAGACUUUACGAGUAAACCAGAAUUUCAAGUUAAAGAACGUCAAGUCCACAAAGCUAAAGAAACGGCUGCUAAAACGCCUUGUCUACAAAAUACAAGCUGCUAAGCGUGACAGGAAGCUGGCGGCAAGGCUUUAUGACUUAAAAAGACAAUUCAAGGCGAAGACAGCACUUAAAAAGGAUUCAAAAUGUUCAAAGCAAACUUUGCAGCAGAUGUUUCUGUUUACCUUAUCAAACAGAUCCCGGAAACCCCAAUUGAUCAAUGGGUUAUGUCUAAUGUUGACUCUGAGCUACAUGAGGAGCUGUGUGAAUGUAUCGAUAAACUUAUCGAUAUAAAGAUAAUGAAAGUGUUGCCGCUUCAACGAAUCCAUGUGGAGUUCCAACAGCCGCUAAUCCAGUUUGUGACUUACACUGCGGAACCGCUAAGAGGACGUCGCCUUGAAUGCGAUUUGACCAAACUUCCCACACGAUGGGAAUUGCUAUGGAUUAUGCUGCAGAGCGACAGGAUCAUAUAUAACGAUCUUUUCUAUAUACGUCAGCAACUAAGAAGGGAUCCGGAAGUUUCCUCUAUAUGCAGACCCACACAUAUGGCACAGUCCACCAACAGACAAAAUCCAUGCCGUCUCCUAGGAAUGUUUCUUAUGUGUCUCAGUUUCUUUGCCCUGAUGUUUGCAAUCUUUGGUCAGUCGUUUUAUGGACCCACCAAGACAUUUACGUUUUGGGAAUGGUUUUUAAGCAAAUUGGAUUAUUUUCUGCGCCUAUAUUUCUAUAUUGAUAUCAACAGUUAUUAAGCAAAAUUGUCAUUGUUGCGUUUUGUUUAGCUACAAACUAGCUUUAAAUGUUCAGGAAAUAAAGUUAAAUCCGGCUCGUUA
Molecule: messenger RNA, 1127 nt
Organism: Drosophila virilis
Lineage: Eukaryota; Metazoa; Arthropoda; Insecta; Diptera; Drosophilidae
Source: RefSeq, a predicted model, not a curated record